AUGCCGCUAAACUUGUUUAAAAAAUGGCCACAGACCUACGGCUUCGACAUCUAUGGAAAGGGCCCGAGCUACGUGGUCUCGGUGGAGAGGGGUAGUCUAGCCUACAAAUCUGGCCUCAUGCCCGGGGAUCAAAUCCUAGAGGUGGGGGGUCAGGAUGUCACCCAGAUGUCGGCAGACGAGAUCAAGCUGCUGAGCAAGUCCAUCUCUGGCCAGCCGCCGGAGCUAGAGGUCGUCUCGUGUUUACAGACCACGAUCGUCUCCCCUGAUCACAACAAGGGCUAUGGGUUCACUGUAGGCAGGGACAGGCCGGUCGUCGUACAGUCAGUGGAGUUUGGGAGUCCUGCGUUUUUAGCUGGGCUAAGGACAGGGGACAUCAUACUGGAGGUGAAUAGCCGGUCACCUGUUUCCAUGGAGACCAUCCAAACGUUUCUAGCCCUACGUCCAGAAAAGCUGACUCUCCUAGUUAUUCCUGUGUCUCAAAUGAGCAAUCUGGUGCACGUGGAUAAAAAUAUUUCUCACCUCAAUGAGCCAGACAUUAGACUCUACCAGGCUAAAGAUUUACACAAUAAGAUGGAGCAUCUACUGGGAGAUGACUAUGAGAGUAAAAUGUCCAUAGUAGCUGCUCUGAAACACUAUGCAGAGGAUCGUGACCUUUCAACUCUCUGUCAGCUUCUGAACCAUGUUCUGCGGUCUAGUGAAGAGAGAAAUAUACUCAAACAAAUCAGGCAUUUAAUACCUCCCAACCAACGGCCUGAGUUUGAUGCGUUGAUGUAUCCAGCCAACGACAUAACAACGACGUUUGACAGCCAUUUCUCUAUCGAGGCCAUCCCGUCUAUUGACACGCAACUACUGGGGCAAAAAAAAACUAUUCAGAUUGUUCGAGAAGAUGAAAGUUUUGGAUUCGUAAUCAAGUCCAGCAACCCUGCAUACAUUGAGUCCAUUGACACUGGCGGAGCAGCAGAACAAGCUGGACUGAAAAAUGGAGACAUUCUUCUCAAACUGAAUAACAUAGACAUCAGGAAAUUUGACCACGAUAAAAUAGUUCAGUUGUUGCGUGACAGUGGGUCAGCUCCUACGCUGGAGAUUCUUCGAUGUUCAAAGUAUGGUAGCAUGAGAUCUCUGUCCUCAUCAUCUUCCUCGUCUAGUCAUGACUCGCUGGACAGUGUCCUGUUUAACCCUCUGGUCACAGAUGAUGAAGGACAAAGUUUCUCCCAGCAGAUCUAUUUUCUGCUGACAACAAAAGAAAGAAAAGUUUUGAUAAGAGCAUUAAAAAACUACAAUAUUAAUAGGGAAGUUGUGGAGCUUCAUGAGACUUUGUCAAACCUGCUGGACACCCCAUCCAAAAAGAUUCUCUGGCACUUUUUGUUCCUGCAGUUACCUCCCAGUCACAGAGACUAUGUUUCCCAUAGAGUUUCUCUCCAGCCUUUUCGAAUGGGGGAGGUGGCUCAGCAACUGGAAGAAAAAAUCCCAGAUUUCCCAUCAUCCUUUCAACAGCAAGUAGAUUUUCUACUGACGUCUGCUGAGCGAGAUCUAUUUAGAAAGUGCCUAAAGGAAUAUUUUCAAAAUCAUGAUGUUCAGUAUCUGAUUAGAACUAUGAAUAGUUUUAUGGAUACACCAUCCAAAAGGAUUCUAUGGAAAGCUGUGUUGUCAGCUGUUUCUCAAAAUGACAAGACAGCAAUAAUUGAACAAAUUAAUAUACCUGGCAGCAAACAAGAUAUAGAUUUCACAGAGGAAAUUUCAGAUGAAAUAAAGACAAGUGGAAAGUUUUAUAUCAGUUCAUCUGAUGAGUCAAAGGAUGGGGACAGCAUCCAGGUGGAUACUGCAACUAAUACAGAGGAAGACAUUCUUUAUGGCCAUGGUAAAAUCUACAAUACAAAGAAUUAUCAUGGUUUUUCUCAUGAUGAACAAGCAAGGAGUUCCAAAAGUUCAGAGAGCUGGGACAAUGGGGAGUCAUCUGGUGAAAGCAAAAGUUAUGAGGAUCACCUGAUGAAAGAACUGGGAGAAACAAAAAAGGCAGUUCAAGAGAUUCGAGAUGCAUUGAUGGUUAAAAAAAAAAGGGAAAGUGUCGACCAAGCUGGCUAUGUCAGACUAACAGAAUCUAACGAUGUCAAGAGUUACGUCACAAUCAUUCCAGUUGGUCAAGAUGAAGACACUUCAGAAAAAAAGCAUCUUAAAUUUUUUCCCAAGGAUCCAGUUGAGCAAGCUCCCAAUUAUGUAAAAGAUGUGGUUCUGCAGGACAGCAGAAUAAACAACUCAUAUGAUGAAUCUAGUGAAGAGGAGGAUGUUGAAUCAACAAUCAGCCAAUCAUCUCAGGUGCCACCACCCCAGGUCUCCCAAUCCUGGAAUUCCUGGGUUCCAACAUCCCAGACACAAAAAACUUUUCCAAUUCAGACACAUCAAAAACUCACCCCACCUCCCAGAACAUCAGACACCACCCCACCUCCCAGAACAUCAGACACCACCCCACCUCCCAGAACAUCAGACACCACCCCACCCUUAGGGUCACAAACUGCACCUACCCAGAUGCCAGCUGGUCUAACAACGACAAACACCUCUCCAUCAGCAGGACCUGACACACCUCCAUCUCAAUCUUCACCAAACAGAGUUACAUUUGGCCUCAAAACUGUUAGAAUUGGAAACCAAAGUUGGAAAAAUACGGAAAAAAAUCAGAAUGACCAAAAGUUAAAGAGAGAGGGAGCUAAUCAAGCAACAGAGCCCCUGGUUGAAAAACUCCCUCCCCCACCACCACCGCCACCCUUAAAGCCAAAUUUUUUUGAAGAAAACACCAACCGAAUGAGUGUAAAGAGAAUCAACUGGGAGAAGCUGGACAACAAAAGUGUACACAAUACUAUAUGGGAGAAGUUGAAUGAGAAUGACCUGAGCGAAGUUAUUCGCUAUUUGGAACUGGAGACUCAGUUUAGUAUAAAACCUUCACAACAACGAGAUAUUGAAAAGAGGAAAGAAAUUUUGAUUAUGGACCAAAAGAAAGCUUAUAACAUUUCUAUUCUCCUGGGCCACCUUAAGAUGUCUGUUGCAGACAUCAAGAAGGCGUUGUACAGGAUAGAUGAGAAUGUUCUGACCCCUGAACUCUUGAGACAACUUUUGGCCUUUGCUCCCAAUGAAUAUGAAAUUGGCCAGUACAAGCAGUUUAGUGGAGAUUUAUCUCGUCUUACUAAACCAGAUCAGUUUGCAUACCAGAUGAGCUUGGUUGGCAACUAUGAAGAGAGACUAAAAUCUUUGUUAUUUAAAGCUAAUUUUAAAGAAAAAUGUCAGGAACUACAAGAGCACCUACAAGAUAUACUAAAAGCUUCAUCUGAACUGAAAAACAGCAAAAAGCUUGCUCGCCUUCUUGAGAUUAUUUUAGCCAUGGGAAACUACAUGAACAAGGGAAACAAUAGAAUUGGACAAGCUGCUGGCUUUAGGAUAACUUUCUUAAAGCAGCUAGACACCACUAAAACCUCAAACAAGAGCUCUUCAUUCCUUCAUGUUUUGGCUGAUGCAGCAUUCAACAAGUUCCCAGAGGUCCUGAGUCUAUCUGAUGAGCUGAAAACUGUUGAAAAAGCAUCCAAAGUUUCUAUUGAUGAAUUAGGACAAGAUAUUUUUGAACUAGAAAAUGCACUUCAGAAUACAUCGAUAUUCCUAGACACCAUCUGUAACCAAAAUGUUGCCUCAGAGCCUGGUGAUUGCUUUCAAACUAUCAUGAGUGAUUUUCUGAAAGACGCCAAGAAUGAGAUAGAAGGUCUGAAGAAACUGUAUAGCAAAUGUACAGGGGAGGUGUCAAACACUGUGGCAUUUUUUGGGGAAGAUCCAAACACAGUGAAGACAAGUGAGGUCUUUGGGAUCUUCUCCCAGUUCAUUCACAGUUUUGAGAGAGCUCACAGCCACAAUUUAAUUUUUAAGAGGAGAUGAUCACAAGAUGGUCACAGGGAGAUGACACGUUCACCUUGGAUGCUUCAAGUUUGAGAAAUAAACUUCAUAAUUGUAUUUUUUUAGUAUCAUUUUUCCCACUUGCUUAGUGUGUUAUACAGAUAUAUGUUGUAUAGAAAGUAGUAUGUAUUGUGGCUUAAAAUUAUUUUAAAAAUAAAAUGCAUAAAGGAACACAACGAGGAUGAAUAUAAGCAACAAAGAGUUUUUUAUUCUAAAUGUAUUGUA
Physella acuta is the source of this 4152-nucleotide messenger RNA. RefSeq names its product delphilin. Lineage: Eukaryota; Metazoa; Mollusca; Gastropoda; Physidae. Gene Ontology annotation, molecular function: protein binding. The record is from RefSeq and is a predicted model, not a curated record.